Molecule: messenger RNA, 660 nt
Organism: Caenorhabditis remanei
Lineage: Eukaryota; Metazoa; Nematoda; Chromadorea; Rhabditida; Rhabditidae
Exons: 5
Coding region: 1-660 (219 amino acids)
Source: RefSeq, a predicted model, not a curated record
AUGUCUUGUUUCCUGUUCCUUAUAUUUCUAACUGAAGUCUCUUGCCGACUGGGCACAGAUAAUGACAACCGACAUAAUUGGUACGAGAAGAAACGUCUGAAGGCCAAGUGUCUCCAGAGGGAUGAUGCAACCGGAAGACACGCAGUUCGUCGGUGUUGGUGGUUGGAAGGAGCGCGAUCAUGGUUCCACCGGACAUCAAUCUCCUGGUUUCCAGGACAGACGAGAAAUUGGACUUACGAUGAAUUGACAUCUCAUUGUAAUGAUUAUUUCGCGUGCAUGCAAAACACGAAUUGCUACAAGGACUACAUCCUCUACGAGACUCUUGACAGAUGUUCUCAUGAUGCAUUUUCAAUUGGUCCAAUGUCUUUUUGUGACAAGAAACUCAAUGAAAUCAAGAAAAGUUCUCCGGAUACACUUUCGUUCUGCGCAAAAGACUAUUUGGAUGGGAAAACCUCAAAAAAGUGGACAUGUGAGAGUUCGAGAGCUCUAGGGGACUGUCUUCUGCCAGAAGUCAAAAAGUAUUGCGAUUUGGAUUUGUUACCGCUUUUCAAAGAGCACCAAGACCACCGUCAAUACUAUCUCGGAUGUGAUGGAAGACUGAAAUUCGAGGAUUUGGAGACACCUUAUAAUCACACUUCUGAAAUUGUUGAAAUCCCAUGA